Molecule: messenger RNA, 495 nt
Organism: Arachis duranensis
Lineage: Eukaryota; Viridiplantae; Streptophyta; Magnoliopsida; Fabales; Fabaceae
Product: nudix hydrolase 14, chloroplastic-like
Exons: 4
Coding region: 49-495 (148 amino acids)
Biological process (GO): nucleoside phosphate metabolic process; ribose phosphate metabolic process
Molecular function (GO): ADP-ribose pyrophosphatase activity; ADP-glucose pyrophosphatase activity
Source: RefSeq, a predicted model, not a curated record
AAUUGAUAGGCACACAGUUUCUUCUUGUUAUCAUGCUAUAUAAAAAACAUGUCUCAGUUGUGGUGGUUUGGUUUGGUUUUUGUUGUUUUCCAUUGUAGGAAUGCUAUUGAUUCCUCUUUAUUCAAGCAAUGGUUGCAUAACUUGCAAAGUGAGAUUGGGAUUCUAGCUGAUGGCACCUUGGCUCUGAGACAAGUUCUAAUUCAGGGUGUAGACAUGUUUGGAAAGCGCAUUGGGUUUCUCAAAUUUAAAGCUGACAUUUAUAAGCCAGUUCCAGGUAUUGUAUUUGCAAGAGGACCUGCUGUGACUGUGUUGAUACUUCUGGAAUCAGAUGGUGAAACUUAUGCUGUCCUUACUGAACAGGCAAGGGUUCCUACUGGAAGAAUUAUUUUGGAAUUGCCUACUGGAAUGUUGGAUGAUGACAAGGGUGAUUUCGUUGGCACUGCAGUUCGUGAGGCUUCUCUCUCUCUCUCUCUCUCUCUCCAAUUCUCUUCAUAG